This is a messenger RNA of Rodentolepis nana, 750 nucleotides long. Lineage: Eukaryota; Metazoa; Platyhelminthes; Cestoda; Cyclophyllidea; Hymenolepididae. The record is from the annotation of a GenBank genome assembly.
AUGGAAGGUAAACUAAUUGAAACUAAUGGCUCAACACCAAAUGAAGGAUCUAAACCCAUUCGAAAAUCGCCAUCAGCACCUUCAGGAAUUCCAGAUUUUGCACCGGUACGACCUGUACAAUCAAUUUAUUCCGAUUCCAGACCUGAUUAUAACUUUAGUGGAGCGGAUUUUGAUGGCAAAUGUGGGAAAUUUAACUAUGCCAUAUUUGCCUCAAUCGGAGUGCCGUAUUCUAAGGCUGUUGAACUUUGUGGAACAAUCUAUCCAGGCGGAAGAUUGGCCUGGAUGGGAGACACUGAAUUGAAACCCACUCGACGUAUGCUUGAUCAUUUACUGAGCUUUCAUUAUAUGAGUUUUAACACCUAUUUUUGGAUUGAUGGCUAUCUCAAAGAUCCAAAAUGCGCCCCACAAAAUUCCUCUUGUACUUGGAUCCCUGGUAGAUACAGCUUGAUUGAAGACCAAUCAACAAAAAUGUUCAAAAAUGAAGACGUUGUUUAUCAUACACCUCGAAAGGGGCCAGAAAAAUUCUGGCCUGUUGUUGUGCCGAAUAAAAAUGGUGAAUACGGUGUGGGGAAGGAGUUUAUUCUCUCAGCAGCACCAGAGAAAGAAGAGAUUGGAUUUGUUUGUGUCUACAGGAAGAGAGAAAAUAGAUGCCCAAUCGGAUACUCACAAGUGGAUGAAAUGCUUCCACAGUAUAUGCAUCCAGUUGCUCUUUCCACAAAAGAGAUUUGUGGUCCGGAAUAUGACAACUAG